AUGCAUUGGUGGCUACUCUUUGUCUUUUUGCCAUUAUCCUGCGAAGGAUUGCCGGAGCGUGAGCUGCUGGAAUUGGAGUUGGAUUAUGGGGUGACGGAACCGCAGCGAACUUCGCUGCUCCAGAGCAGUCUGAUAUUGCAAUUUGCCCAGGACUAUAAGCACAUCCCCAGGAUAACCUACUUCACGUGCCAGAAGCCUCAUUCUCAGACUUCGAACGAUGGACCGAACCAAAUUCCCAGUGCUGCAGAAAUUCGCGUCGCCUUCGCGGCGAAGAAUUUUCAGCUGAUUAAGAGUCUCUACGAAAGCGAACUCUUUGUGCGGAUUGUCCUUCUCGAUGUGCUGGCCCAGGCGCCUCCUUCUAGUGGACGACCCAACCGUCCGGGUGGCGGACCAAGCGGUGGCUUCAGCCAGGCGCCCAGCCAGGCGCAGAGCAAUUCCGAGUGGCUGGAGAGCGUCCUGCGGAUGGAAGCCCUCAGGCAAAUUGCGGUCGUGGAUCUGGCAUGCGGCGCCCUCAGUCGACGAUUUCUCGAGUUGGCUUCCGCCAAGAUGCUCUACAGCGAGAAGUUUCACUGGCUAUUGAUAGAGGAUUUCGCCUGGAAUGGAAGGAUGCAGACAGCCGAAGGAUCGGUGAACCGAGACGAGCAGGAGGAGGUGACACAGGGCCAGCAAAUUCAGACGACUGAUGAUGAUGACCUUCCUACCAUCCAGAGCUUCUUGGGGGGUAUGAACCUGUACAUGAACACCGAACUAACGCUGGCCAAGCGAAUGUCCGAGGCAGCCCACUACACUCUGUUCGAUGUCUGGAACCCCGGACUCAACUACGGUGGACACGUCAAUCUGACCGAAAUUGGCAGCUUCACGCCGUCAGAGGGAAUCCAGUUGUACACAUGGUUUCGGACCACGUCCACAGUUCGUCGCAGGAUGGACAUGCAGCAUGCCAGGGUGCGCUGUAUGGUUGUGGUGACCAACAAGAACAUGACGGGCACCCUGAUGUACUACCUCACGCACACGGUGUCGGGUCACAUCGACACGAUGAACCGCUUCAACUUCAAUCUGCUGAUGGCAGUGCGCGACAUGUUCAACUGGACGUUCGUCCUUUCCAGGACCACAUCUUGGGGGUACGUAAAGAACGGACGGUUCGAUGGCAUGAUUGGCGCCCUCAUACGUAAUGAGACGGAUAUUGGCGGAGCACCGAUAUUCUACUGGCUGGAAAGGCACAAAUGGAUCGAUGUGGCUGGGCGAAGUUGGUCAAGUCGUCCCUGUUUUAUCUUUCGACAUCCGAGAAGCACCCAAAAGGAUCGUAUCGUAUUCCUGCAACCCUUUACCAAUGAUGUCUGGGUUUUAAUCGUAGGUUGUGGUAUUUUGACAGUAUUUAUUCUUUGGUUUUUGACUACCAUCGAGUGGAAAUUGGUGCCACAUGAUGGCUCAGCUUUGAUUAAACCGAAAGGAGGAGCACCGCCAAGACAUCAUUAUCAGCAACCGCAACAGCAGGAACAAAGGCCGGCUACAGCACGUCCUAUUACUGCAGUGUCAGUUGUGGUCAAUGAAGAAAAAAUAGAAGAAAAAGGGUAUGACAAAGAAGAUUCAGCUCCAAUUGAUGCUGGAACUCUAUGGCAACGUUGUUACCAGAAGCUAAAUAAGUACAUCCAGGAUCGCAAGGCUAAGCAGAAGAAAUCUCCCGAAAGAGUGGGUCUCUUCCUGGAAUCCGUACUCUUUUUCGUGGGAAUUAUUUGCCAACAGGGUCUGGGUUUUUCCACCAGCUUUGUUUCAGGACGUUGCAUUGUAAUUACCAGCUUGCUCUUCUCUUUUUGCAUCUAUCAGUUUUACUCUGCCAGUAUUGUGGGAACUCUUCUGAUGGAGAAGCCGAAGACCAUUAAAACUUUAAGUGAUUUGGUGCAUAGUUCGUUGAAAGUGGGUAUGGAGGAUAUUUUGUACAACAGGGAUUACUUUUUGCACACUAAAGACCCCGUUUCCAUGGAACUUUAUGCCAAGAAGAUUACAAGUGUUCCUACCACCAAAGAAAACGAAGCUGAUGAGGAUGAACCAGUCGAUCCCAAUCCAGCCUCUACUGAUCCUGCUAAGUCCUAUCGGGAUAUAGUUCACAGCCAUGAAACGGGUGCUCAUGCCAAGGAUAAUGCUGCUAGUAACUGGUUAGAUCCGGAAACGGGUUUGCUAAGGGUUAAACAUGAACGUUUUGCCUUUCAUGUGGAUGUGGCUGCUGCUUACAAGAUCAUUGCUGAAACCUUUAGCGAACAGGAUAUCUGUGACCUCACUGAAGUUAGUAUGUUUCCUCCCCAAAAAACUGUGAGCAUUAUGCAAAAGAACUCGCCAAUGAGGAAGGUUAUCUCUUAUGGAUUAAGACGCGUCACUGAAACAGGAAUCCUGACAUAUCACUUUAAUGUCUGGCACUCAAGGAAACCGCCUUGUGUGAAGAAAAUUGAGACCUCAGACUUGCAUGUUGACAUGGAUACCGUGAGUUCUGCCUUGUUGAUACUCCUUUUCAGCUAUGGCAUUACCCUAAUGAUUCUGGGCUCAGAGAUCUUAUAUUCUAAGUGGCACAAUCGCCUCAUAAUCAGACUCAAUUAAAGUGGGUUGAAGGCAGUUCAAUGUUAUCGAAUAAAAUCCAAAAGCAGAGAGCUUAAACUCUGACACUUGA
Molecule: messenger RNA, 2656 nt
Organism: Drosophila eugracilis
Lineage: Eukaryota; Metazoa; Arthropoda; Insecta; Diptera; Drosophilidae
Gene: Ir64a
Exons: 8
Coding region: 1-2586 (861 amino acids)
Cellular component (GO): membrane
Molecular function (GO): ligand-gated monoatomic ion channel activity
Source: RefSeq, a predicted model, not a curated record